AUGGAAGCUGUUAAGCGAUUCUUCUCUUCCCCGCGUUUUGCCGUCGCGGGUGCCAGCAAUGACACCCAUAAAUUCGGCUACAAGAUCCUCGCAUGGUACCACCAGCACUCGUUACCAGUCACACCCCUCAAUCCCCGAGCUGCGCAGAUCUCCCUCCCAUCGCGUGCUUACGAUACUGUCCCCUCACCAAGUGGACUCCCUUCGCCCACCCAGACUUCAUUGUCUGUUGUGACUCCUCCAGCAGUGACCCUAAAGUUACUUCAGGAAGCCCAUUCUGUAGGUAUUCCUGCCGUGUGGCUGCAGCCUGGUACCUUCGACGACGCUGUCCUUGAUUUUGCGCGGGGUCAUUUUGAGGCGGUGAUUGCGGGCGAUGGUGGAUUAGGUGGAGAAGGCUGGUGUGUGUUGGUGGAUGGAGAUGAUGGACUUGAUGCGGCUGGCGUUCGAUGGACUAGCCAGCGACUGUAA
This is a messenger RNA of Penicillium angulare, 465 nucleotides long. RefSeq names its product CoA-binding protein. Lineage: Eukaryota; Fungi; Ascomycota; Eurotiomycetes; Eurotiales; Aspergillaceae. The record is from RefSeq and is a predicted model, not a curated record. The transcript has 2 exons. Bases 1 to 465 code for a protein of 154 amino acids.